Aphidius gifuensis is the source of this 753-nucleotide messenger RNA. Its product is annotated as histone H2A-like. Gene Ontology annotation, molecular function: structural constituent of chromatin; DNA binding; protein heterodimerization activity. The record is from RefSeq and is a predicted model, not a curated record. The transcript has a single exon. Lineage: Eukaryota; Metazoa; Arthropoda; Insecta; Hymenoptera; Braconidae. Gene Ontology annotation, cellular component: nucleosome. Bases 49 to 426 code for a protein of 125 amino acids.
CGUGUGUAUCGUUUUCUACAAGCUUCUUCAACCAACUCGCAUUACAUCAUGUCUGGCCGUGGCAAAGGAGGCAAAUCAAAGGGAAAGUCAAAGACACGUUCAAAUCGUGCUGGACUUCAAUUCCCAGUUGGACGUAUCCAUCGUCUAUUGCGUAAGGGCAAUUACGCUGAACGUGUUGGUGCUGGUGCACCUGUCUACUUGGCAGCUGUCAUGGAAUACUUGGCUGCUGAAGUUCUCGAGUUGGCAGGUAAUGCCGCCCGUGACAACAAGAAGACAAGAAUCAUUCCACGUCAUCUUCAAUUGGCAAUACGUAAUGACGAAGAGUUGAAUAAACUUCUCUCCGGUGUUACAAUUGCACAAGGUGGUGUCUUGCCAAACAUUCAAGCUGUUCUUUUGCCAAAAAAGACUGAAAAAAGCAGUGCUUAAAUUCAACAACGACUUCAACAAAAAAAAAAACCAAUCGGCCCUUUUCAGGGCCAUCAAAUAUUUCCAACUAUGAUACAUUCUUAUAAAAUUUUACUACAACAAAAAAUCAUUUUUUAAUACAUAGCCACCUAAACUAACACCAACGAUCAAUAGACAUACACGAUUUUUCAAUAGACAUAUUUUCUUAUGCUAUUUUUCUAUCUCUUUUGUUUGUUAAAAUUGUAAUAAUAAUAAAAUGUGUUUAUUCAAUAAAUUUUAUUAUCUCAAGAUCUUGGAGCAUAUGCGCAACUCCAAAUUAUUGAUUUUUAACAUUCAACAGCUGUUUAU